AUGGCGGCUGCUAAGUCGACGCCAGGCUUCUCUCAAUCGUCCUACACGCAGAUGGGGCGGAAGACUCGCCCCUGGGGUGCAGCGGAGAAUCAGUGCGUCCUGUGUGGGAAGAGAGCCCCCAGGGCAGCAGGUCACCACCAUGAGCUUCGAUGUAGACAUGCCUUUUGUGAGCCGUGCUUGUUGGAAACUGAAGGCAGCACAGUUGUGUGCCCUGAAUGUGAGGUUGCUACAACUAUAAUUACAAGACAGGGAUGCUAUGCAAAAGAUGGAUGUAUUAAAGAAGAUUCUUUCAUGGAAAAACUACAGCCAAAAAUGACAAAGAAUUGUUAUCAGGAUUUGAAAAAGACUGCUGAUUUGCUAUCUGUUGGCUUACAAAAUUCAGCCUCACUACGCAAGACGGCUCUGAAUCCAUCAGCUUUAGUGGCGGAGACAAAAACUACAGAUGAAAUUGAUGAAGCAUUGAAGAUUGCAGGCUAUAAUAUUGAACAAUUGAGUAUUGCUGUAAAAAAGCUUGAACAUAUGCAGACUCAAACAAAAGAGAAGACAGACAAUAUUACAGAGAUUCUUGAGAAACAAUUUGAUCAACUUUUCACUUCCCUUGAUUCAAGGAAAAAGCACUUGUGUGAAGAACUAGUACGAACUACAGAAGAUUAUUUGUCAGAAGUAAUAAUGGCUAAAGACUACAUUGAAGAGAAAAAAAGGGAUUUAGAUGCAGCCAUGAAGAUAGCAAGAGAGUUAAAAUCGGCACCUUCUCUUAGGAACUAUUGUGACCUGAACCAGAUUAUCCGAACUUUGAAAUUAACAUAUGAGAGUGAAUUGUCAGAAAUUAGUUCCUUAAAACUUAAGAGCUCUCCCAGGUUGAAUAUGAAUUACAAUGAGAUCCUCUGCAUGUUCAACAAUAUUGGGAAGAUUGAAUUUGAGGAUUCCACAAAAUCCUAUCCCCAAGAAGAUGAAAUUGGACAGAAUAUUCAAAAGAAUUACAAUAAAAAAAAGGAGUCCUUUUCUCAUAAAACAUACCUACCACCAGACAAGAAAAAGUUUCGUAAACCUGGCCUGACCAAUGAAGCACCACAAACCUCUUUGCACCAUGACACCAGUGUGCAUUUAGAAGCAAAGAGCUGCUUGCCAAAGAAGGAAGUCACCAAAACCAUUGCCGCUCUACCACAGAUGGGGUCUAGUCCUGAUGUGAUCAUUGAAGAAAUUAUUGAAGAGAACCUGGAAAGUUCUCCAGAGCUUGUGAUGGUAAGCCAUGUAAUACACCCUUGCCACUUCUAUGUUCGGAAGUAUUCACAAAUAAAAGAUGCAACACUGUUGGAAAAGAAGGUGAAUCAAAUUUGCAACAAGAGUUCACAUCUUAAUCCUUCAGAUAUUUUGGAGCUAGGUGCAAAAAUACUUGUCAAGAGUAUUGAAAAUGGAAUGUGGUGUCGAGGAACUAUCACUGAAUUAAUUCCAAUAGAAAGUAAAAACAUUAGAAAGCCUGGUGGUCCAACCAAGUACUCCGUCUGUGAAGUUGCACUAAUACAAAUAUUUAUGGUCGAUUUUGGAAAUUCUGAAGUCUUAAUUGUUCAAGGGUUUGAUGUUAGCCGUGUGAGGCUAGAACACAUUGCUGAGCAGCACGUAGUACUUAGUAACCUGGGUGUCGUUCUAAGAAAACCUGAAUCCUGUGUUGAAGAGCUGCUGAAAGACAUCCAGCCAUUUGCACAGCUGUGCUCCUUGAAAGAUAUUGUUCCACCAAGUUCAAAUAAAAGCUGGGGAAAAGAAGCUAAAGUGGAAUUUUUGAAAAUGGUAAAUAACAAGGCGGUUUUGAUGAAAGUUUUUAGAGAAGAAGAUGGUAUUCUCAUUGUAGACCUACAAAAACCACCAACAAAUAAAAUAAGCAGUGAUAUGCCAGUGUCUCUUAGAGAUACAUUAGUUUUUAUGGAAUUAGCAAGGUUUAGAUCUCAAUCACUAAGAAGUCAUCCUGAGGAAAAUAUUACAUUACAUUAUAAUCCACCUAUUUUGCCUAAACAAAUGACAGAUGUAUCGAUAAUGGUUUGUCAUAUAAAUACUCCUACUGAUUUCUACCUUCAAUUGGUAGAGAGCCUGGAUUUUUUGUUUCUUUUAAAGACAAUGGAGGAAUUCUAUAAACAUGAAGAUGGAGAAAAUCUGCAAAUCCUCUGUCCAGUUCAAGGUCAACCCUGUGUUGCUAAAUUUGAAGAUGGCAUUUGGUACCGAGCAGAAGUUAUUGGAUUGCCUGGCCAUCAGGAAAUUGAAGUUAAAUAUGUUGACUUUGGUAAUACUGCAAAAGUAACACUUAAAGAAAUGCGAAAAAUAAAGGAUGAGUUUCUGACUCCUCCAGAGAAGGCAGUUAAAUGUAAGCUGGCCUAUAUUGAACCAUGUAAAAAGACAAUGCAGUGGUCCAAAGAAGCUAAUGAAAAAUUUGAAGAAAAAACUCAAGAUAAAUUUAUGACAUGUUCAGUCAUUGAAAUUCUGGAAGAUAAUGUGCUCGUGGUUGAGCUUUUUGAUUGUAUUGGCAUUCCUGGAAUGGCCCCUACCAGUAUUAACGCCCAACUAGUAAAAGAGGGCUUCGCAUCUUACAAAGAAGGGUAUACCACCAAAGAGAGUUCCAAAAAGCCUACAGAAGUAUGGGAUCCUUCUCCAGAAGAAAUUAUUUCAAAUGAAAUAAACAGCUUAGAUGCUGUAUCUAAUGCUGUAUCUACAAAAGCACUACCUAAUGAGAAUUUACAAUCAUUUUUUAAUAAAGAACUUCCAGUCCAUAUCUGUAAUGUAAUAUCUCCUGAGAAGAUUUAUGUUCAGUGGUUACUAACAGAAAAUUUGCUUAAUAGCUUAGAAGAAAAAAUGAUAGCUGUUUAUGAAAACUCAAAGUGGAAACCUGUUAAAUGGGAAAACGAUAUGCAUUGUGCUGUUAGGAUCCCCAAUAAAAACAGGUGGCAAAGAGGCCAGAUCCUCAGAAUGGUGACAGACACAAUGGUAGAGGUCUUGCUUUAUGAUGUGGGUAUGGAACUAGUAGUGAAUACUAACUGUUUAAGGGAACUUCAAGAGAAUCUGAAGACAAUGGGAAGAUUAUCUUUGGAGUGCUCGCUUGUUGAUAUAAGACCAACUGGUGGGAGCGACAAGUGGACAGCAACAGCUUGUGACUGUCUCUCCUUAUACCUGACGGGAGCUGUGGCGACUAUCAUCAUCCAGGAAAGCAAAACAAUGUGGCCCUUACCUGUGAAAAUUUUCUGCAGAAAUGAAAAAGGGGAGUGUGUUGAUGUUUCUACAUACCUGAUUAAAAAGGGUUUGGCUUUGAGAGAAAAGAGAUGUGACACAAUUAAUAAAUUAGAUUGUAGUAAUUCAUUCUCUGAGAAGUCUCUUGAAAUCUCCUUGGAAAAUGAAGGUUCAGUAGAUACUGAUUGUAUUAAAAUUACCUGUGGCUCUGACAGAAAAGCUCUUGAUAGCCGUGAGCACAAGGUGUCUGAAAUCAAGGAGAAAAUUCUAGAACCAAGAACCACUGGAUGCUAUAAACCACCAACUAUUCCUAACAUGCAGAUAUUUGAGGCAGUUGUCAGCUGCAUUGGUGAUGAUGGAACUAUCUUUGUGGUACCAAAAUUAUCAGAGCUUGAGCUAGUAAAAAUGAUGAAUGAAAUUCAAAAUAAUUUAAAAUGCCUUGGUCUUUUGGAACCUUACUUCUGGAAGAAAGGAGAAGCUUGUGCAGUAAGAGGAUCAGACACCAAAUGGUAUCGAGGCCAGGUCAUGGAAGUUGUUGCUGGCACCAUCAGGGUAAAAUAUUUAGAUCAUGGAUUCACUGAGAAGAUUCCACAAUGUCAUCUUUACCCUAUUUUGCUGUAUCCUGAUAAGCCUCAGUUUUGUAUUCCAUGUCAGCUCUAUAACACGACACCUGUCGGGAAUGUCUGGCAACCAGAUGCAAUAGGACUUCUUCAGGAACUACUUUCAAAGAGAGAGGUGGAAAUUCAUGUUAUGAAAUUACCCGAAAAUCCAUGGGGGAAGUUGUCUGUUCAUCUCUAUUUUGAUGGAAUGUCACUUUCUUUUUUUAUGGCAUACCAUAAACACUGUACUUUUGAACAUUCUGAGGAAAUAUUCAAACAAAAACCAACUGAUUAUAAUAAAAAGUUUGAGGAAGAGAAUUGGGAGAUAACUUUUGAGGCACUGCUGUCGUCUGAAAGGGAGACUCCGAUUUUACCACCGUAUUUGUCUUUAUCGUUGCCUCCCCCGGAGGAGCUCUAUGCUGUUCACGUGAAGCACGUUGUCUCACCUAAUGAAGUCUAUAUUUGCCUUGACUGUGUGGACACUUCUAAUCAGUUUAACCAGCAGAGAGACACAGAUGACAGUGGAGUCAGCUGGGGGUCGGAAUCUGGGAGCCUCGAUGAAGCACUCCAAAGGUUUAAUGAAAAUGUGGAGACAGCUCUUCCUCUGACAGAUUUUAGGACAGAUAUGCCUUGUCUUGCAGAAUACAGUGACGGCUUAUGGUACAGAGCAAAGAUUGUGGCCAUUAAAGAAUUUAAUCCUCUGGCUGUUUUGGUCCAGUUUGUUGAUUAUGGAUCAACGGAAAAGCUAACAACAAACAGGCUGCGUCAAAUUCCACUUCACCUUAUGCAGUAUCCAACUCGAGCCGUUAAAGUUAUCUUGGCAGGAUUUAAACCUCCUGUAAGAGAUUCAGGGAAGACAAGAAUACCGUAUUGUCCCACGUGGAGCAUGGAAGCACUGUGGGCCAUGAUAGACUGUCUUCAAGGAAAACAGCUUUAUGCUUCUUCCGUGGCUCAGGCGCCAGAACCCAUCGUGAGAUUAUAUGAAGAUGCGCAGCACCCAGUUUAUAUGUCAUUAGUAGAAAUGGGGCUCGCGGACAGAGACGAAUGA
Elephantulus edwardii (Cape elephant shrew) is the source of this 4857-nucleotide messenger RNA. RefSeq names its product ring finger protein 17 (gene RNF17). NCBI's taxonomy places the organism in Eukaryota, Metazoa, Chordata, Mammalia, Macroscelidea, Macroscelididae. The record is from RefSeq and is a predicted model, not a curated record. Bases 1 to 4857 code for a protein of 1618 amino acids. The transcript has 35 exons.